Centruroides sculpturatus (bark scorpion) is the source of this 2420-nucleotide messenger RNA. Its product is annotated as PDZ and LIM domain protein Zasp-like. Gene Ontology annotation, molecular function: muscle alpha-actinin binding; actin binding. The record is from RefSeq and is a predicted model, not a curated record. Gene Ontology annotation, biological process: muscle structure development; actin cytoskeleton organization. The transcript has 15 exons. Lineage: Eukaryota; Metazoa; Arthropoda; Arachnida; Scorpiones; Buthidae. Gene Ontology annotation, cellular component: adherens junction; filamentous actin; stress fiber. The coding region runs from base 75 to 2420 and encodes 781 amino acids.
AGUAUCGUAGUGAGAGAGUUAGAUCUACAAGAACAGAAUCUGUCGAAAGUUUCUCGUGCACGGAAGGGACUGGGAUGGGUACGCAAACUUUACAAUUAUCUCGAUCCGAUACCUCCCCUUGGGGCUUCCGGCUACAAGGGGGAAAAGAGUUUGGAACACCUUUAACAGUUCUAAAGGUAAACAAUAACAGCCUGGCCCAAAAAGCGGGUCUUCAACCAGGAGAUACCAUUCUACAAAUAGGAGGUCAUUCGACAGAUGAUAUGAAACACAAGGAAGCUCAAGAUACAAUUAUAAGAGAAGGAAACAGUGUAAAGUUAACUAUACAAAGGUACAAAUGUAUUUUAAGUACUCAUUAUAUUAUAUGCUCAUACAUAACACAAGGAUCGAAUUUCUUUUAUUUUUCUCUNUAUAAACCACCAGGAACCCAAGAUGUGAGUUCCAGCCAUUCUGUUUCUACUAAAACUUUCUCAUCUGUCGAAUCUAGUAAAGUCGUUUCCUCGUUUCAAUCGGCACAAGUCCAAAGUACGUCAUUCUCGUCCAUGUCUUCAUCGAUCCCUGCUCCCUUUUCAGAACCAUCACUUCCCCCUGCACCAGCUCCAGUAUCAAUGCCAAGCCCACCCCAAGAACCAGUUUCGUUACCAAGCCCACCCCAAGCUCCAGUAUCGAGCCCACCCCAAGAAUCGGCUCCCGUUUCUUUACCAACCGAAAUACCCGCUCCGGCUCCUGCUGAUCCAACUCCUAUUUCUCUACCACCUGCAGAUCCUACCCCAGCACCUCCACAAGACUUUAAACCUAAACCUGCAUCUGGACAGCACGGACAUGCACCAGGAAUCGGUUCUCGUCCCGCACCUCGACGAGGAAGAGGUCAAUUAAUAACCUCUGGAGGAAGUCGAAUUCCGAUCUGUGCUGCUUGCGCCUCACCCAUCAGAGGUCCCUUCAUAAUGGCACUUAGCAAAAGUUGGUGUCCAGAUCAUUUCUUGUGCACUAAUUCCGUCUGUCGUCAACCUCUGCAAGACAUUGGAUUUGUGGAAGAUCAAGGUCAAUUAUACUGCGAAAAUUGUUACGAAGCUUACCUGGCUCCCGUCUGUGCUAAAUGCAACAAGCGUAUUAAAGAGGAAUGUCUUAUUGCAUUGGAUAAACACUGGCACACAGACUGUUUUAUCUGUGCUUAUUGCAACAAACCUUUUGGCAAUGAUUCUUUCUUCCUGGAAGACGGGUUACCUUAUUGCGAAAAAGAUUGGAAUGAAUUGUUUACUACAAAAUGUGUAGGAUGUGGAUUUCCAAUAGAAGAAACUAUGCAGAGACAAAUUAGUACAAAAUCUAUUCAGGAUAGUGGAACUGUAACAGCUGUUAUGCAUAAACAAUUCAAUUCACCCGCUGCUUUAUAUUCGAUGCAAAAUAUCGCAGAAACACUUUCUGCCCAUACAGAAAUUCUUGCUACAGGUGUAAAAGGGAUCAAUUUUAUGAAGGAAGAACAACCUAUCAAUACUCAAUCGGCUGUCUAUAAACUUGUUCACGAAGAAGAAAUUAGUUCUGGAAAAGCAUCGCCCGCACCUCCUACACCAACUAUACCAGCAAUGUCUUCUCCUGCUCCGCGUAUACCUGCUCCUGCUCCUGCCCCAGCUCCAGCUCCAGCUCGUGUUCAAGCCCCACCUCCACCCACAGCUCCAAAGCCUUUACCAGCAAGACCAGCCGAAAGUGUAGCUCCAGGCGGAGGACAAGCCAUUUGUGCUGAAUGCGGAGCCUAUAUUACAGGUGUGUUCGCACGAAUAGGUGAUCGAUCACUUCAUCCAGAUUGUUUCAAAUGCAAUACUUGUGGCGUAUCUUUGAAGAAUGUUGGUCAUUAUAAUAUCAAUGAGAAACUGUAUUGCGAGGUGCACGCUAAAACAGCUAGCAAAAUGGCCAGUGUAGAAGCUAUAAAAGAAGCUGUGGGAAAACCUGUUACUGCUCCACUUCCUCCACUGCGUAUUCCUCAUCAGUCACCAGGAUUGCCUUCCAUUCAUAGUGUUUCACCAAUACCUUUCCGAAGAAUGGCUUCGGAAGUGCAUCAUGUGGAACCACCAAUGAGUCCAAAGAGAUGCCAGUCACCAUUAUCUUUUGCUCAAGCACCACCGCCACAGAUCGGAAGUCAAUCGACUAAUCCAUCGCAAUUCAUCAGCCGUCCUGCUCCUACAAAGCCGGUAGCUCCCAUGUCUUUCUCUAAAUCUGCUUACUCAAAGUUCACGCAAAUAACUAGAGCUCAUUCUCCAGUAACAGGUGGCAGCAAGUUUACGUGGCCACCACAGAAACAGGAUAUGCCAUUUAGUAAACCUGUAUUCGACUCUAAUGCAACCCCAACACCACCAACAUAUAAACCACCAGGAACCCAAGAUGUGAGUUCCAGCCAUUCUGUUUCUACUAAAACUUUCUCNUUAUUAUAA